This is a messenger RNA of Alternaria incomplexa, 3213 nucleotides long. RefSeq lists its product as uncharacterized. The record is from RefSeq and is a predicted model, not a curated record. Bases 1 to 3213 code for a protein of 1070 amino acids. The transcript is spliced from 4 exons. NCBI's taxonomy places the organism in Eukaryota, Fungi, Ascomycota, Dothideomycetes, Pleosporales, Pleosporaceae.
AUGCGAUCCUCACGCAAGUACAGCCUCACAGCAAUCUUCUCUAUACAGACCAUCGAUGCGCUCAACCAAGACGUAAGGUUGCGUAGUGCGCUACUGUCACUCACAGAAGCUAUCGCACUAUCUUCCAGUGAUAUCGGUGAGAAGCUUCGUUCGGAAAGUCUCCAGAACUUUGGCGCCAAUCUCACGGAUGGUAUCAAGCACGUUCGGUCGAAAGAGGGGUCAGAACUGAAGAGGAGGGACUUGCAGGAUGAUAUCAGUAGUACUUUCAGAGAUUUGACGGGUGCUGGUGGUAUAGGCGGGUUCAAUCUGACAGGUGGAUUGGCCGGUGUACUGGGCAGCCUAGGAGACUUGAUGGUGGGCUCCCUUGGUACACCCGCUUUGUUUCUAGGUAUAGGUCUAGGCAUGGGUACAACGACUGCUCUCAACCUGACCGACAUGGAGGAAGCUAACGCGAUAGCUUCGAGCAUCGCCACCGCCUACAACGCUUCAGCAAGUGGUGCGAACCUCGCCGCUCAGCAACUUGGCAACGGCCUAUCGAGGCAAAUCACCCCUUCCUUCGAUGGCAACAAUUUCUCUCUCGCUCCUGCAGCUUUUGCCUUGGCAUCUGGCAUCGGAAAUGCGACUGCAGUAGGCUUUGGUCUGACAGAGCAACGUUUCGUACCUUCAUCUGAUCCGAGCAUUGAGGGUCUAGCUGGAAAUUUCGGUCUCGGGGUUGCAAUGCCGAUUGUAUCCAACAUUGACCUUCGAGCCACUAUCAAGAGUUUGGGAAACAGUUCCGGUGUCUCGAGCUUCAUGCAGAAUCUUCCCAAGAUCGCGGCAGCAGCUGGGCUGGGCCUAGGAGAAGGCGCAAGAAACGGCUUGGGCUUGACAGCAUCGCAGCCAUCAGCAUCUGAGAAUCAGAAGCGACAAUCUGUGGAUCCUACAGCAGACACGAUAGACUUUCCGAGAACUGUAAAGCAUUUCGCCAGAGGCCUUAGCCAGUCAUUCAUUGAGGGCAGCAACUUCUCAAACCUCGACAUUUCGUCUAUGACAGCCUUCCCCAACAUGACAGAGCUCCAAGCCAUGCUCCGACCUAUGGUUGCUGGAGCUGGUGCGGGUAUAGGCAUGGGAAUUGCCAUCGGAUUGAACUUCAAAGCAGUGGAUGCUCCGCCAAUGAUCGCUAGUAAUAUUGACAGCGACAACGAACAAACGGCCUUGGCUGCGGAAGGUUUCACGCAAAACCUGUUCUCCAACCUGCUCAUCAAUGGUACGGCCAUCCAGCAAGCGAAAUCGUUCAUCGCGAACAACCCACCUCAAGCAUUGCAGGGUAUCGAUGGUGCGAAGGCAGCGGAAGGCCUCGCUAGAGGUAGCAUCGAAGGUGUUGUGAGCGCGAUGUAUUCUGUUGGAGGUGUCAAGAACUUGAUCAGUGGCGAUCUACCGGAUACUGCAUACGACAAUGUGCCAGUUUUGGCACCCACACAGUUCAACGAUACGCUAAACGGCUCGGCUGUUGGCUUUGCGCGAGGGUUGACAGGCAAAGCGACGAUAUUGGUUGCGGAGAUCGUCAGAAACCUCACUCAGGGCAUGUCGAAGUCUGACGUGGCUCCUCCUGCACGUAGAAGCAUUGUUGAAGAGUUACACGAGGAUUCCAGUGUAGUAGCAUCUAGUCCGAUUACCACCCGACAAUCUCAAGUCGGAACCGGCCAAUUCCCUAUAGCUAUCGACCCAGCCACAGCGCAGAAAGGCGCACAGAAAUUGGUCGACACUCUCACAUGUCAGGGAAUCGGCGGCAUCGCGUCAGCAGCUUUCGGUGCCAUGGCUGCAGCCAAAGCGAACGCUACUAUGAUGAGCAAAGCGAUGGGCCAACUCGGUCAGACUCUCGACCCAACGGUGUUGCAAGCACUGCCCCGAGGACCUAUCACAGUUUCAUCAGAAGGAAACAUGUUCGAGAUCGUCAUCGAAAGCCAGAGUGUGAAGAUCAAUGGUCUGGCGCUGGUCCCAUUCGCAGUCAUUACCGGACUACACGUCCUGUUCGCUGGUCUCGCAUUUCUUACCUUCCUUCCAUUAUACCUUGUCCUAGGCGUAGUCUGGCGGUUCUCUGUCCUGACCGGCUUCCCAGUCGAUGAAACCAAGAACAGGAAAUGGCGCAUGGGUCUUUUGAUUACAUUCGCCAUUCUAGGCAUCACUGGUAUAGUCCUUGGCAUGGUCGGUAUGGGAAGCGCUCGUCAUUUCCGCGACACACAUGGCAUUAUGGGCCUUAUCUGUCUCAUAUUCCUUUUCCCAGCAGUAGGAUUCUCUAUCGUUCGUCUUCGUACAGAACUCCCACAUCCCUCGCCCGCAGCAUUCGCCGGUAUCAAAGGCCCCAUCGCGGUUGCGAAAACACCACAACGCAUCUACCUCAUCAGUGGUAUCAGUACCCAACUACUAUUGGGGCUAGGCCAAUUCGCCUUCUUGCAAGGCUUCUCCACACUCCGAGCCAUAUCGCUUUGCGUCGCCGACGCAGUACUAACCUCGACCAGCGUUGCCGGUCUCGUGAGCUUAGUCUUGAUGAUACAAAUCAGUGCCACGGCAUUAGUCGGUAUUCGAGCCUGGUUGGAACAACACAUCGCCAAGAAAGAGGCAGCUGGCAUAACUCGAACAACGACUGUUGGGUCUAGUGGCCUCAAACGAAGCGACACGAUGGCCACGUUCGGUUUCGAUAGGAAAGACCCGAUAUCGGUUUCCAGGUUGAUCACCACCAAACCCAAGCUCACACAACGAAAGACCGAAGAGCUCAAAGGCUCCGAAGACAACGGCAUCAGCACUCCAUUCAACUUCAGGAAAGAAGGAAGCAUCAAUGAGCCAGAAGUACAAGACGACAAUUUCCUCUCACCCGAAGAGCGGAUCAACUACCAAGAGCGCGGCAUCUACAAUCCCAAAACUGGAGGCUACACAUACCCUGUCCAGAGUAUGAACUAUGGCGACGAAGAGUUCUACAACAGGUCAACUACAUACGGAGAACGCCGCCCCUCUUCGGGUGUGUUUGACCCCUUGCUGUCUCCCCGGCCCCCGAUGGCAGCCGCUACCGGACCGAGAAUGACUGGCGUCACUGUUCAGGAUCUAUGGCCUCCACCAAUGCCGCCAAGUUUGUACAUGACGACGAGGACGCAGAAGACUGUUAGCAGUAGGUAUAGCAGGCCGAUAGAUGGGAAUGUACCUGUGAGGGAUAGUUUCAUGGGUUUUGGGAACCGAUAA